AUGGAUUUGGUUCUUGAGUUUUUCGACUCUUAUGGUCUGGACUAUGUGUAUUCCAAGACUUUGCCGGCUUCUUUGUCGUCGCAGGUGCCUGCGCAACUGCAUCAAAUGUUCGCCUUGAAUCAGGGCAACGCCAGCAGCCUUUUGGACUCGGCAGCAGCUUCGGCAGCAGCCUCUGCUGGAAAAUACGGAUAUGCUCCAUAUCUGUUCCAAUUCAGCGAAUACGUCGGAGCGUCGUUGCUGCCCCGCUACAACAUUUUCCGCCAGUUUUUGUCGCUCACGGCUAUCAUGACGGUUUUCGGCUGGGCGCUGUAUCUGGGUGUGGCAACGUUUUCGUACGUGUUCAUCUUCGACAAGGCGAUCUUCAACCAUCCACGGUAUUUGAAGAACCAGAUGUCGCUGGAGAUCAAGCAGGCGGUUUCUGCGAUCCCCGUUAUGGUCUUGUUGACCGUGCCCUGGUUCUUGGUGGAACUGCAAGGCUACUCGAAGCUGUACAUGACUGUUGACACCGAAAACCACGGUGUGCGCCAGUGGUUCCUCGAAUACGCGUAUUUCCUGCUUUUCACAGAUUGCGGCAUCUACCUGCUGCACAGAUGGCUGCACUGGCCUCGUGUGUACAAAGCGUUGCACAAGCCACACCACAAGUGGUUGGUGACCACCCCAUACGCUUCCCACGCUUUCCACCCGGUCGAUGGAUACUUCCAAUCGCUUCCAUACCACAUUUACCCCAUGCUAUUUCCUCUGCACAAGGUGUCCUACUUGAUUCUUUUCACUUUUGUCAACUUCUGGACCGUUAUGAUUCAUGACGGCGAGUACUUGGCCAACGAUCCGGUCGUCAAUGGCGCUGCGUGCCACACCGUCCACCACCUCUACUUCAACUACAACUACGGUCAGUUCACCACUCUAUGGGAUAGAUUGGGAGGUUCGUACCGUGAGCCAGACAGAGAACUGUUCAACAAAUCAUUGAAAAAGAGCACCAAGACCUGGGAAGAACAGGUCAAGAAGAUGGAAGUCAUCAAACAAAAGGUCGAAGGUAAAGAGGACGACAGAAUCUAUGGAACCGAAGAGAGUCUGAAGAAGAUCAAUUAG
Messenger RNA from Lachancea sp. 'fantastica', 1086 nucleotides. The record is from the annotation of a GenBank genome assembly. Lineage: Eukaryota; Fungi; Ascomycota; Saccharomycetes; Saccharomycetales; Saccharomycetaceae.